AGACCACAGGACAGUAGUGCCUGGCCCCAGCCCCAGGCAGCCACAGCAGGCUGCCUUACCCCAGAAGCAGCUGGUGGCGCCUGACCUCACGAUGACCAGGUGUGCUCUGCUGUUGCUGAUGGUCCUGAUGUUGGGCAGAGUCCUGGUUGUCCCAGUGACCCCUAUCCCAACCUUCCAGCUCCGCCCUCAGAAUUCUCCCCAGACCACUCCCCGACCUGCGGCCUCAGAGAGCCCCUCAGCUGCUCCCACAUGGCCGUGGGCUGCCCAGAGCCACUGCAGCCCCACCCGCCACCCUGGCUCGCGCAUUGUCCUAUCGCUGGAUGUCCCCAUCGGCCUCUUGCAGAUCUUACUGGAGCAAGCCCGGGCCAGGGCUGCCAGGGAGCAGGCCACCACCAACGCCCGCAUCCUGGCCCGUGUCGGCCACUGCUGAGCCUGAGAGAGGGGGUCACAGUGAUAGGGCCACCCUGGAUGGGAAGACCUGGAGGGCAGCCACACAGCUGGACGGAUGCUGCCACAUCUGGGCAUACAGUGUCUGGACGCUGCCACAUCUGGGCAUACAGUGUCUGGACACUGCCACAUGGAGCCACUGUCAUGCAGGUCAUAUCAGAUCUGAGUGCCCCACAGAGUCACAGUGUGUCUGGACAGCCUGGACAUUGGACAUUGCUAAGUUGGGUCACUGCCACAUGGAGUCUUGCCAUGCCUGUGUGCCCCACAGACCUAAUAUAUGUCCGGACAGCUUGGAUGCUGCCACGUAAGGUCACUGCUGUGGCGAGUCUUGCUAUGUCUGGGUGCCCCAUAGUCACAGAACACCUGGACACCGCCACAUGCAGUCAUCAUCAUGUUACUUUCAGGAGCCUCAACACGAGAGCUCAACACUGCCUCCGACCAGUCCCUCUGAGGCCCACAGGUCUGUCAUCCCAUAGGCCACCACACAGAGAAAUGCUGGCUGAGGGUCACUUGCUUGCUCUGUGCCCCAUGAGGCAGCACCUGCCCCAGAUGGACGGGGCUGUGAGGGGUGUCUCCAGGCACAAAGGCCCGAACACAGGAAGCCUGUGACCAUGGCAGCCUUGUCUUAUGGGCGCAUAUGUGCGUGUGUGGCUGAGUCUCUGACAGCUGUGAGUGUGUGUGAGCAGGGUAAGGGUACGUGAGGGGUCUGAGAGGAGUGGGUGCUUGUCCCCCAAACCUGCAUGAAGCAAGAACAACUCCUGGCCAGGCCCUGUCCUCCCCACGUACCCCUGCAUCCCCAGCCUCGACCCAGGGACAUGCAGGGCUCACAGGAGACAGGGCUCAGGCUGCCGGAGCUCCAACCAAACUCUGUCCCACUUCACGCACGGACUGUCCUGGGCAAAGGUGUUCACCUUUCCGAGCCUCGGUUUCCUUAUCUGUAAAGCAAAGCGACACCAGCAAGCCUGUGAGCAUUGUGUAUAUAGCAGACAUGGAGGUCCUGCAGCAGGAGGUGCUCAAUAAACACAAAGCGACUGAAGGAUGGGACCAGCAA
This is a messenger RNA of Homo sapiens (human), 1498 nucleotides long. It is a transcript of the gene UCN2, whose product is annotated as urocortin 2. The transcript is spliced from 2 exons. Bases 92 to 430 code for a protein of 112 amino acids. Gene Ontology annotation, cellular component: extracellular region. Gene Ontology annotation, biological process: digestion; negative regulation of insulin receptor signaling pathway; general adaptation syndrome. Lineage: Eukaryota; Metazoa; Chordata; Mammalia; Primates; Hominidae. The record is from RefSeq and is marked reviewed. Gene Ontology annotation, molecular function: corticotropin-releasing hormone receptor 2 binding; neuropeptide hormone activity; G protein-coupled receptor binding.